CUGGCAAUGGAGGGUUUUUUAGAAACAGUUCGGGGAUAUCCGUGCCUGUAUGACAAGUCGAACGGCGAUUUUAAAGACAAGGAUCUGCGCGCCAACCGCUGGCACAUUAUUGGACAGCAGUUUGGCAUGACAGGCGAGCAGGCAGCGGGGAAAUUUAAAAACUUCCGCGACCGCUGGCUCAAAAUAGCCCUUGAAAAAAAGAAGGCCUGCAAGAGUGGUGCUCCCGGCAAGGACGGGAAAGUGAAGACCGAGUGGACGUACUUUGAUAUUGUCGACAGCAUCCUGCGGAGCACACCGUACUACGCGGAAAAGUAAGGUGCACUUGUGAAGUGUCGUUCACCUCUGUUC
This is a messenger RNA of Dermacentor silvarum, 348 nucleotides long. RefSeq lists its product as uncharacterized. Gene Ontology annotation, cellular component: nucleus; transcription regulator complex. NCBI's taxonomy places the organism in Eukaryota, Metazoa, Arthropoda, Arachnida, Ixodida, Ixodidae. The transcript has 2 exons. The record is from RefSeq and is a predicted model, not a curated record. Gene Ontology annotation, biological process: regulation of transcription by RNA polymerase II. The coding region runs from base 7 to 315 and encodes 102 amino acids.